This is a messenger RNA of Mucor mucedo, 280 nucleotides long. RefSeq lists its product as uncharacterized. Lineage: Eukaryota; Fungi; Mucoromycota; Mucoromycetes; Mucorales; Mucoraceae. The transcript has 2 exons. The annotation marks the transcript as partial. The record is from RefSeq and is a predicted model, not a curated record.
CACCUGUUUGGCCAACAAAUAUGGUGUCCUCUCCUGCACUCACGGAAUACUUACUAGCAUUAAUAAUGAUGUUCAAGGUUAGCAGCGUCCAUACACCUUUGACGGUCUCUAAAAUUUCUGAAAAUCCCGGUAUUGUCAUUACAAGCUUGUUUAAAAUCUUAAGAGCUACGGAAAUGUCCAAUGUGGCUCAAACUGUUGCUGCGGAGGAGCCUCAAGAUUCUGUAUCUUUACCUUGGGUUUACAAUAUGUUGAGCAUAACCUGUUGCUUUAAGUAAACCAU